UCUGUCGUAAGAUAAAUUAAAGCUAACUUUCUGAAAAAGUGUAUGUCCUGAGAGUAAUGUAACAGUAGCCUAAUGAGGAAACAGGUCAAGGAGGCGCUGGUAAAUGGCUUGACAUUAAACAGGUGUUGGCUACAACAUGUGUUAUGCGUCAACCUGCACGCGGAUGCCAGUGUAACAAAAGGUCAUGAAACAUACCAGCCUGACAUCCCACAAACAGGCACUGCACACAAUAGCUUAGUUACAGCUAUAAAUCGACGUGCGAAUACGUCCUAAAAUAAUGUUCAGUAAUACAAAGGGUCGUACAAAAGAAGUGAAGUGGGGCAAUGGAAGUGAGCACAGAUGAAUACCUCUAUUCAUGCCGGGCUGCUGGAAAGCGAAACAAGUUCCUCUGGACUUUUUCUAUUUAAGGGAAGUUUGUCCUUGCUGAAAUGCCAGCAUCUGCUCAUUUGCAAGUCGCCCAGAAUCGGAGAGACUAAUGCCAAGAUGAAGGUUUUUGUUUUCAGUAUCGUCUGUGCUUUUCUGCAAGUCAGUCAUCAAAAUCCAAGGAGCCAAUGGACUCUGCUGCCGCACAUUUUGGUUGUGGAGGUGGAUGGCACGUGGGGUCAGCUGAACCUGAGCUGCCUGCAGCAGCCAGAGGAGCUUAUGAGGGGCGACAACAAGAAUGAGGAUAUCUUUUGGAGAAAGGAUGGAGAGGAGGAAGAACAGAGAGGAAACACAUAUCUGCUGGAGCUGGAGGAAAGCCUAGGAGGUGGAAACUACACCUGUCACAGCAAGGAUGGAUCACUCCUUAAUCACACGUUGGUCCUGAUCCAAGAGGACAAAACUAACAGGAGAGAAGCUGACUUGGAGUGCUCCGCUAACAAUUACAGCGGAGAGUUCCUCUGCUUUUGGACCGGGCACAGCAGUCGCGUUGGCAAAGUAGCAUUUAUGAAAGUUCGACGCAUUUUUGACAACUAUGACACCCAAUGUUCUGUGGAUAAAAGCGGUCGGCGUUGGACGUGCACUUCAGGUCAGAGUAACUUCAGUUGUUCAGUGGACGACAGUGAAGGCACAAUCUUGUGCCUGGACGAGCAGCAUUGCCCCUACGCCGAGGAGAGCCAGCAUAUCUACAUCACUGUUUACAUAAGGAUGAAGUAUUUCCUGGUGGAGAACUACUCCAAACACUUUUACCUGUCAGAGAUCGUGAAACCUGACAAGGUAAAUAUCACAAAAGUCAACUGUACGACAAUAGAGUGGAGUUACCCGAGCUCAUGGAACAGUCCCUACUCCUACUUCCCUCUCACUUUCCAAAUUUCACAGCUCAGGCAGGCAUGCAAAAGAUGUGAGAACCCAUGCAUCCAUUCCAAAUCCACUAAGACCUUAACAAUCAACUCUACAUCUGACAUUUGUCAGUUUAAAGUCAAGCGCAAGGCAAAGGCCGUCUGUGUCCGCUCUCAGGAUGCGCUCUGUAACUCACAAUGGAGCGAGUGGAGCCUUAUUAGAUUGAGUCGACACAGGAAGAACAAAAAGAACAAACCUCAGCAAAAGAAAAACUGAGCUUAGCAGAAAAAUUAGAAUCCCCAAACUGGACAUCACGUUAAAUGUUAUUUAUAUGCUUUUAUACAUUUAUACUUAUAUUAUAUCAUGUACUUUGUGUUAUGUAACUUUUUAAUGAUGGGAGAAAAGUAAAAUUAUAUUUAACACAAUGUUUUUUGUUUCCUGUUCAAUGCAAGACACCUCACGUGUCCUUUUGGUAAAUAUUGGAUUUUCCUUUUUUUCACAGUUGCAAUCAGCAGCUUCAUUUGUGUCCCAGCCAUAAUUAGAAUAAGUGAUGUUUAGACUUGAAUGGAAACAUUGUCAAAGUCUUUAUUGAAACUUUUUACAAUGUUUACACAGUAUCAUUGUCGUAAUAACGAGGCCGGUGUUUUACACUCUGAACUCUUCACCCUAUACCUUUUUAGUAGAGUACAGAAACCUCAACAAUUGUUUCUAUUUGACUAAUAAAUAAAAGGUUUGGAUGUCAUCAG
Molecule: messenger RNA, 2006 nt
Organism: Cottoperca gobio
Lineage: Eukaryota; Metazoa; Chordata; Actinopteri; Perciformes; Bovichtidae
Gene: il12ba
Product: interleukin 12Ba
Exons: 8
Coding region: 340-1536 (398 amino acids)
Molecular function (GO): protein binding
Source: RefSeq, a predicted model, not a curated record